Molecule: messenger RNA, 555 nt
Organism: Cyclopterus lumpus (lumpfish)
Lineage: Eukaryota; Metazoa; Chordata; Actinopteri; Perciformes; Cyclopteridae
Gene: efcab10
Product: EF-hand calcium-binding domain-containing protein 10
Exons: 4
Coding region: 32-445 (137 amino acids)
Source: RefSeq, a predicted model, not a curated record
UAUCAUAGCAACGCGUGUAAACACGAGUGCAAUGGAAAAGAUGGCGACGCAGAGAGAGCAGGACGCCGCUGAUUAUCUCAAGAAGCACAAAAUACCCGAGCUGUUGGAGAACCUGACCAGCAUGCUCUUCUUCUACAGACCCGAGAAGCCCAGAGAGUUUCUGGUGGAGCAGCUGGAGCUGCUGAAGAUAUCUCAGCAGAGCAACAUAAAUGGACCCAGUCUGUUCAACAAAGCCAACCUGGAUGCAGUCUUUGGGAUACUGGACCCCGCUAAUCAAAAACACAUCACUUUUGCCCAAUAUAAGCAGGCUCUGACCACACUGGGGAUCAAAGAUAUCAAUGAAUGUCCCGAAGGUGUAAAUGAAGACAGAAUAUCCCAUGAAACCUUCAAAACAGAAGCGAGUCGAGGUCUGCAGAGAUGCUCAGCAACAUAUGAAAAACUGUGAACUUCUGUCUGUUGUUCCAUUCGGCGGAUGUGUUAUUCAUUCAUAUGAAGUUAGAUGUUGCCAUCGGGGCUUUAUGUCUUGUUUUUUAAUAAACCGCUAAUGUGUUUUCA